Cricetulus griseus (Chinese hamster) is the source of this 1224-nucleotide messenger RNA. Lineage: Eukaryota; Metazoa; Chordata; Mammalia; Rodentia; Cricetidae. The record is from RefSeq and is a predicted model, not a curated record.
CCCGAGUCCCGCCCGCUCUAGCCCAGGUCCCCGAACCCCGUCCCGGCGCCGGCAUUCGCGGCUGUCGCUGCAGCCGCCUCCGGAGCCGACUCGGGCAGCCCGGUUCCUGGCGUCCUUCGUUGUCCCCUGUCGCCUUCACUGAAGAUGAGUCCCUGCGCGGCCGCGCGCUUUCCCAGCGGAGACCCCCGGCGCACCUUCAUCUAGCGACUGGUCACCCUCGCAAUUAUGGAUAUUUGAAAGGCUCAGACGGUGUGGAGGGGGAGUUCCCCUCCUCACUCCCCCUUGGUGCUUGACUCUAGGAAUAAUUUCUAAACUGGGAUUUUUUUUUAAAUGAAGAACUUGUAUUUGAUAUGAACUUUAUAGAACUAUUUAUAACUUUUUGAUUGAAGUGCCAAAAGAUUAUACAAAGAUAUAUAGUUUUAUAUAAUUGUUGUGACUAUUUAAAUACCCCAAAGGGUCAUAUCUUCUUGGUAAUUCUUCUGAAUAUUAUCUUUGGGUCCUAUCUUUUUCAUUUUUAAAAUUCACUUCAGUGACUCUUCUGAAGGAGUAAGCAAUACAAAAGCAAUUAUGAUGGAUUCUGCCACCCCUGACUGCACAUCAAAAUGCCGAUCGCUGAAGCAUGCUUUGGAUGUCCUUUCUGUGGUAACAAAGGGGAGUGAGAACCAGAUCAAGGCCUUCCUCUCCAGUCACUGUCACAAUGCUGCAACUGUCAAGGAUGCCUUUGGUAGGAAUGCCCUGCACCUGGUCUCCUCCUGUGGGAAGAAAGGAGUGUUAGAUUGGCUUAUUGAGAAAGGAGUGGAUUUGCUGGUGAAAGACAAGGAGUCAGGCUGGACAGCAUUGCACAGGAGCAUUUUUUAUGGACAUAUUGAUUGCACUUGGUCUCUGUUGAAGCAUGGUGUUAGCUUGUAUGUGCAAGAUAAAGAAGGAUUGUCACCUUUGGAUCUUCUAAUGAAGGACAGGCCAAAUCACGUUGUGUUUAAGAACACUGAUCCCACAGAAGUCUAUACUUGGGGAGAUAACACAAAUUUUACUCUGGGUCAUGGAAGCCAGAAUAGCAAGCAUCAUCCUGAGCUGGUGGACCUGUUCUCCAGGAGUGGGGUUUAUGUCAAGCAGGUGGUGCUUUGCAAAUUUCAUUCAGUGUUUCUGUCCCAGAAAGGGCAGGUUUAUACCUGUGGGCAUGGUCGUGGUGGACGGUUAGGCCAUGGAGAUGAACAGACAUGCCUG